AUGCUCAAUAACAAGGUGUCAAGUUCUCCCGCCCCGCCCGAAGGCCACAAAGGUGCCGGUGCCGUGGGUCGGAUCGUCUCACCAAGCGGCCGGGCUGACAGUGCGCCAUUACAGUGCAUCUGGCCAACUUGCACCUCCAGGCUUGAGAAUCGCCUCCAGGUGCUUGCUUCCCGGCAGGGCUUCGUCGUGCCCUUCGCAAUUGAUCGCAACCCCUCCGGCGCUACCAUGGGCGAUCGCUUGACGCAGCUGCAAGACGCAGUUGACCAGUUUGCGCAGCAGUUCGUCGCCUGUUUGCACUUUGUCCAGAGACGGCACGACCUGGAGACACUCGGUCCAAACGACAAGGUUCGAGACAUCAAACAGGAGCCCCAUCAGAGAGAAGUCGACCCAUUGCCUGCCGACGAACUCGCUGCCGGCCUGAAAGAGUUAUCGCGGGACCUCAUCAUCAAGGAACAGCAAAUAGAGGUCCUGAUAUCCAACCUCCCUGGGCUAGACAACAGCGAAAGAGACCAAGAACGGAAUAUUAAGGACCUGGAAGAGAAACUGAAGGCUGCAGAGGCGCAACGGCAGGAAGCUCUGAAGGAGAGGGAUCAAAUCCUAGCAGAGUUGGACUCUGUCAUUCGAAGCAUACGACGGCCGUGA
Metarhizium album ARSEF 1941 is the source of this 642-nucleotide messenger RNA. Its product is annotated as Mediator complex, subunit Med21/Med9. Gene Ontology annotation, cellular component: mediator complex. The transcript is spliced from 3 exons. Lineage: Eukaryota; Fungi; Ascomycota; Sordariomycetes; Hypocreales; Clavicipitaceae. Gene Ontology annotation, biological process: regulation of transcription by RNA polymerase II. Gene Ontology annotation, molecular function: transcription coregulator activity. The coding region runs from base 1 to 642 and encodes 213 amino acids. The record is from RefSeq and is a predicted model, not a curated record.